AUGUCGAACGAAUACAACUACGAUGCGGACGCGCAAUUCUUUCCCUUCUUCGUCCUGACGAUGAGCUCGCUCGUCACCAUUCCUCUCACAUACUCCCUCCUUAAGCCCACCGCCGACGUAUCGCAACUCCGAAAAGCCGGACACAUCAACUCCGACUUCAAGCCCGAGCACGCCGACAUAAUUAAUGCCCAGCGCACAAAGCAAAAGCGGAAGGAGCUGCGACUGAAGAGGACGAUAGUCGCCGCGAUAGGAUGGGUCACAAUCGCAUACAUGGCCUACCUCAUGUACAUUACUGUGCGAACGGCGCCUGUGAUCUGGAAUCCCUAUGAGAUUCUCGACAUAUCCAUGUCAGCCACCGAGAAGCAGAUCAACUCGCGGUACAGGAGACUGUCAACCACCAUGCAUCCCGAUAAGCGAAGACCGAAUGAAGCGCUGAAUCAGACGAUGGAGACGGUCAACGAUGAGUGGGUGGAGAUUGUAAAAGCAUACAAGGCGUUGACGGAUGAGGAGAUUCGGAACAACUUUAUUCAAUAUGGAAACCCAGACGGCAAGCAAAGCACCAGUUUUGGAAUCGCUCUACCGCAAUUCCUCGUCGCGGGUGGAGCUGGAAAGUACGUGCUGGCUGUGUAUGGAUUGGUACUGGGAAUUGGUCUUCCAUACCUGAUUGGCAAGUGGUGGUACGGCAUGCAGAGAUUGACCAAGGAGGGCAUUCUCACGACGACUGCUGGUGACAUGUUUCGCGAGUAUCAGGAUCCGAUGGAAGGUGGUGAUGUCCUCGCCGCUGUCGCGACUGCAUCAGAGUUCAAGGAGAUUCUUCACGGCUCCAAGGCAGACAGCGGGCUCAGCACGGCUGAGAAGAAAUUGUCAUCUUCAGAAUAUGUCAACUCCGUCAUGCGACCCAAGGAUAUCAAGAAACUGCGAGAGCUCGAGGAUCCCGUUCGCAGAAAGACACUCGCUCUGCUCUGGGCAUAUCUCACACGACUCGAUUUGGACGACACCACACUGGAGGCCGAAAAGUUCGAGCUCCCACCCACCGCACUGCGAAUGGAGGAGGCCUUCGUCACCAUCUGCCAGUCCUUUGGCAUGACCACAUCACUCCUUUCCACCUUCCACCUCAACCAAAGUCUGAUUCAAGCCAUCCCACCAACCAAAGCCGGUCGAUCACCACUCCUUCAACUGCCACACUUUACUCCGAGCAUUGUCCGUCAAAUUGAGUCCUCUGCAAACAGCGGCAGCAAUCACAUGACCAUCCAAUCCUUCAUGGCUCUUCCCACCGAACAACGCCAAUCCCUCGCCAGCGCAGCCGGCCUCCCCACCUCGCACCUCAAACUCGCCGAGUCCGUUGCCCGCCAACUUCCUUACCUCCAAAUCGAAAAGACCUUCUUCAAAGUCCAAGGCGAAAAACUCCUCACUCCAUCCUCCCUCGUCAACUUCGUCGUCAAAGCCCGCUUCAUCCCACCCGGUACUCCCGCCUCCGCCAUCCCACCCGUCAACCCAGAUGACCUCCUCGACCCGGACCCCGCCGAAAGCGACCUCAACGCGCAAAAAGUCGAACCCGAGAAAUUCGACGUGCCCCUCGCUCAUGCACCAUACUUCGCCCGCGACCGCGCCCCGCACUGGUACCUCUUCCUCGCCGACCAUCGACAGGGCAAAAUCGCCGUCCCACCGUUCAAAUUCACGACGUUUGACAAGAAGGCUUUCGAUGCGGACGGCAAGCCUACAUUUGCGGUGGUUACACUGAAGAUGACCUUUGCCGCGCCGCCGCAGGUCGGAGAGUAUAAAUUCCAAAUGCAUUUGAUUUGUGAUAGUUAUGUCGGUUUCGAUCGUACGGAAGACGCGGUGAUGAAUAUCGAGGACGCGAGUAAACUUGCCGAGGGAGAUCGGGAGGAUGAAAUUUCGGAGCCGGAUGAAGAUACCAUCGCCGGCCAAAUGGCCGCAUUGCAGGGUAAACCCACGGAGAGCAAGUCUCACGAUCAUGGUCACUCUCAUGGUCACGCGCAUCCGAGAAGGAAUGAGAAAUUGAGGAAGAAGUUGGAGGAGGAGGAGAGUGAUUAUGAGAGUGGCACGGAUGGGAGUGAAGAUGAGGAGAGCGAGACGGAUACGGAUACGGAUUCGGAAGCGGAGGAGGCGGCGAAGAAGGAGAAGAAGGGGUGGUUCUCGUGA
Messenger RNA from Zymoseptoria tritici IPO323, 2163 nucleotides. RefSeq lists its product as uncharacterized. Gene Ontology annotation, cellular component: Sec62/Sec63 complex. The record is from RefSeq and is a predicted model, not a curated record. The transcript has 2 exons. Gene Ontology annotation, molecular function: RNA binding; transmembrane protein transporter activity. Gene Ontology annotation, biological process: SRP-dependent cotranslational protein targeting to membrane; post-translational protein targeting to endoplasmic reticulum membrane. Bases 1 to 2163 code for a protein of 720 amino acids. Lineage: Eukaryota; Fungi; Ascomycota; Dothideomycetes; Mycosphaerellales; Mycosphaerellaceae.